UUAGAAUUUUUAGUGAAGAAUUAAGACAGUUAGUUUGGAUUAUGCUCAAAUUAAACUGAGGAUUUCCUAUGACCUCAGGCUUUUCAGGAUGUCACAUGAAGGAACUCUUCUCAGAUGACUAGUAUGCUUCUUUGCUAAAGAUAGAGAAGAAAACCCUGAUUUAAUGCCAGUAGCAUACUUCUGAAUCUUUAGCUUACAACUCCCAAAAUGGCUAAAUUUGAACUGAGCAUUAGAACCACAAGAUUCCAAAAAUCUCUUCUCUCCUGAUCAACCUCCCUCUCUCUCCUCUUUCCCAACAUCCAAUAUCUCUCUUAAAUCCUUCCCUGACAACUUCCCCUUAUUCCCAAUCAGCGUAUUCCAAAACUCCUUUGUCACUUUCCGAACCUAAGACCUCCCUUCACCCCCAAGGUCUCAUCUACCCAUGCCUUUUCCUCCAUAAAAUCCGACUUC
Molecule: messenger RNA, 450 nt
Organism: Moneuplotes crassus
Lineage: Eukaryota; Ciliophora; Spirotrichea; Euplotida; Euplotidae
Source: the annotation of a GenBank genome assembly